CCUCCUUCCCCGCGAAGAGCUUCAAACCUUGUGUUUAGAUUUCAACAUUAUCGUCAUCUACAUUAUCCAGGUUACUGACAUGAAUUCUAUAUUUACCUCCGCAGCCAUUUAACUAUCAUCUUCCAAUUUUGAAGAAAUUUCAGUUUACCAGCAGCACCCUGACCCACAAUGGAGGUGGAGGGGUUCGGUGACCUGCUUCAGCAGGCAGAACAGCUGACUGCUGACAUGGACAGUGGAACUGACCUGCCUCACGUUGAGCGGAACCUACAUCAGAUUCUAGAGGCUGGACAGAGACUGCUCACGAAGACAGCCCCUGUCAGUCAGGAUGCAUCUGAUGUUAAGGCGUCAAUUCUACUGGGGUCAAAAGGCUAUGCUGUACCAAAGAUUGCAGAGAGACUUGAGGGUCUCAAGGCCACCACAACAUUUGAGCCACUGGAGCCUGUCGCUGACACAGAUAUUCAGGGAUUCCUCAGGAAUGAGAGGGAAAAUGCCUUCUUAGCUGUCAUCGAACAAACAAGAAAACAUACAUUUGAAGAAGCAGAGCGGCGCCAGUGGGAAUGUAUGGAAAAUGAGUGGGAGCGAGAGAAACAGAAAAUUCUCAACACGCUGCUCAGUUCAAGUCAAGAUGGCUUGGAGCUACAGCAGGAGACAGAGUCAUUCAUCGGCGACACAAUAUACACUCAAGGGAGAAGCAGCUUGGAUCAUGUGGAGAUGGCCUAUGCCAGACAGGUGUUCAUGUACAAUGAGCAAGUCAUUGAGGGUAGUAUACGCCCCAGCUUGGUGGACAUGUUUGUAGAAGUAGCCAAGAAAAUUGAUGACAAGAGUGUCUGUGACCUAUGGGACAUGGUGCAGUGUAUGGUGGAGGUCCCUCUCAGUCUCCCAGUAGGGACCAGUCCGGCGGCCAUGAGGCAGGACAAGCGCAUGCAGAUGGCCUUUCUUAACAAGGCGCGGCAGUAUCUAGAACAGACUUAUGUGAAGUACAUCAAUACAAUGAUCUACGUGAACCUGCAACAAGCCCAGCUGGGUGGAGUCCCUGGUACACUCAACCUGGUGAAAAGCUACCUGAAAGUCAGGCCCCCUGUGACAGUGCGGGGAUCAGAGGAGGGCCUGAUGGAUGGUCUGCCAGUGUGGGCACUAAUCUACUACUGUCUUCGCUGUGGAGAUCUAAAGGCUGCUCAGCAAGUUGUGGAAAAAGCUUCACAUCAGCUAGAUGACUUCCCAGGAUUCUUUAGGGAAUAUGUCAACAGUUCCGACCACAGAUUGAGUCCCGGCAGUGACACUAAAAUCAAGCUGCAGUAUCGACGUAUUGUAAAGAACAGCACAGACUCAUACAAAAGGGCAGUGUACUGUGUGGUAGGACAGUGUGACUUCAGUGAAGAUCAUGCAGAGAUCUCAGACAAGAUAGAUGACUACCUGUGGCUCAAGUUGUGUCAGAUCCAGUUUGAACCAGAUGAGACUGGGCAGGAGCAGUUUACUUUGCAGAAGUUGCAGACACUAUUGUAUAAAGAUUAUGGUGAGAGUCACUUUAACGGCUACAGUCAACCAUUUCUGUACUUCCAAGUGCUGUGUUUGACAGCACAGUUUGAAGCUGCCAUUGAGUUCCUGUCCCGGAUUGAGAGGCUGCGAUGUCAUGCUGUUCAUGUGGCACUUGUCCUGUAUGAGCUGAAGCUCCUAGCACUGCCAGUGAACUGUCAGGCACAGCUGUUAUCCAGUCACUCCAGUGACACAUCCCCGAUGAUGAGGCUGAAUCUGGCUCGACUCAUCAUGAUGUACACACGCAAGUUCGAAGCUACUGAUGCACGGGAAGCCUUGCAGUACUUCUACUUCCUUAGAGAUUUACGUACCAGCAGUGAUGACAACUUGUUCAUGUCUUGUGUCAGUGAGCUGGUUCUCGAAACAAGAGAGUUUGAAAUGCUCCUGGGAAAACUCGAAAGAGAUGGCACUAGGAAACCUGGUGCUAUUGACAAGUUCAACAGAGACACACAGAAGAUAAUAGAGCUGGUUGCCAAGGAUACAGAAUCAAAAGGACUCUUUGAAGAUGCUGUGAUGUUGUUUGAUUUAGCAAAGAACCAUGAGAAGACGCUGACCUUGCUAAACAAGCUGCUGAGUCAGGUGAUCUCCCAGCCAGGGGCGCCACAGUCCAACAGAGACAGGCUGAAAAACAUGGCUCUUGGGAUUGCUCAGAGGUAUAGGACACUUGGUUAUGAGGGCACACAGGCCACAUCCAACACCUUCUACCUUCUGCUUGACUUGAUCACCUUCUUCGACCUGUACCAUGUCGGUAGUAUGGACCAAGGUUUAGAGGUUGUGAAACAGCUCAAGUUGCUUCCACUGACUGCGGAGGAAGUAGAACACAGGGUCAACUCUUUCCGUCACUUCACAGAUGAGGUGCGACGGUGUUUGCCAGACAUCCUCCUGGCUGUGAUGAACAUCCUCCACAACAAGUACAAGAACCUCAGAAAUGCUGGUAUCCAAAGUCCAACACCAGGACAGAGAGGACGACUGGAUGAUGGAGGAAAAGACACGUAUUUGAACUACUUGAGGAGUCAAGCAAGAGCACUGAUCAUGUUUGCUGGGAUGCUGCCAUACCGGUUGCCGGGGGAUACCAACUCUAGACUUGUACAGAUUGAAGUGCUCAUGAACUGAUACUGUUAAAUUGAUCCUCAUAAAUCAACAGAGAAGUCAACUAUGAGUCACUAUGGAACCAUGAGAAUAGAAUCACUAACUCACUGUCCGGGAUAAAUUUCAUCUUCUUCAUUUGUGUGUUUUGAUUGGAGAAAAAGAAUACAUGGAAAUUAUGUUUAAAUUUGUAUAAUAUUUUCAUAUGUUUUGUUUCAUGGUUUUAGGUACUCCCUUUGUUUGUUAUGUUUUA
Haliotis rubra (blacklip abalone) is the source of this 2872-nucleotide messenger RNA. Its product is annotated as nuclear pore complex protein Nup93-like. The record is from RefSeq and is a predicted model, not a curated record. Bases 169 to 2646 code for a protein of 825 amino acids. Gene Ontology annotation, cellular component: nuclear pore. The transcript has 24 exons. Lineage: Eukaryota; Metazoa; Mollusca; Gastropoda; Lepetellida; Haliotidae. Gene Ontology annotation, molecular function: structural constituent of nuclear pore. Gene Ontology annotation, biological process: poly(A)+ mRNA export from nucleus; protein import into nucleus.